Messenger RNA from Branchiostoma floridae (Florida lancelet), 745 nucleotides. RefSeq lists its product as uncharacterized. The record is from RefSeq and is a predicted model, not a curated record. The coding region runs from base 4 to 507 and encodes 167 amino acids. The transcript has 3 exons. Lineage: Eukaryota; Metazoa; Chordata; Leptocardii; Amphioxiformes; Branchiostomatidae. Gene Ontology annotation, molecular function: calcium ion binding.
GCCAUGGAUACCAGACCAUUACUGCUGCUAUGGCUCCUCCUCAUUACCCUGGACCAAUCAGCGGCAGUCUGCUGUGACCCUACAAAGAAGGUCUGCAGCGUGUCCUGGUACUUCGUCAAGGCAGGAUGUACCAAGUACUGCGGGGACGGAACUACGUCCACUCCUUGCUGUGGUCACGGUAAAUGCAACGUCUUCUGUUGUAACUGUGAUGGGGGCUGCAGGGGCAAGAAGAGAACUUUGGAAGAAGGACCAGACAGUCAGCUGGCUUCCCUGCAAGAUGAAACCACCUUGUUCAGCGAGACCCUUUCUCCUCACGGGUUUCAGGAGUAUGACGCCGAUGGUGACCAGAAACUCUCCGUGGACGAGGCCAUCGCCUUGCUGGAGGCGCUGGACACUGACGUCACCAACCUGCCCGCUGAUUGGUUCACGUCGAUGGAUUUGAAUGGUAACGGUUUUAUCGACGCUGCCGAGUUUGACAAGGACCUGUCUUUCACAAAGAAGUGGUGAACAGUGGUAUUAAAGGGCACAACAGCGAACUAGUCUAUAUGCUGCUUCUGAUACAGCUUGUGAUGUGCGUACGGUCCACAACAAAAUAGUGACAUCGGAAAUACAGAAUGCCUUACGUUGUCGUUUUUGUAAUUUUAAUAGCUGUUUCGUCAUGUUGAGCCAGUUAUGUGGAUGGCAUCUGCGCACACAUGACAAACAAAAAUGUAAAUCGUACAAUGGAGCUGUGCAAAUAGACGCC